CGCUGCAAGGACCGCUUGAACUCCCUGGCCAUCUCUGUCAUGAAUCAGUGGCCAGGAGUGAAGCUGCGGGUGACAGAGGGCUGGGACGAGGACGGGCACCACUCGGAAGAGUCACUGCAUUACGAGGGCCGAGCCGUGGACAUCACGACCUCGGACCGGGACCGCAACAAGUACGGCAUGUUGGCUCGCCUGGCCGUGGAGGCUGGCUUUGACUGGGUCUACUAUGAGUCCAAGGCGCACAUCCACUGCUCCGUCAAGUCAGGUAAGACCGGG
Messenger RNA from Apaloderma vittatum (bar-tailed trogon), 273 nucleotides. RefSeq names its product tiggy-winkle hedgehog protein. The record is from RefSeq and is a predicted model, not a curated record. Gene Ontology annotation, molecular function: calcium ion binding; patched binding. Lineage: Eukaryota; Metazoa; Chordata; Aves; Trogoniformes; Trogonidae. The annotation marks the transcript as partial. Gene Ontology annotation, biological process: smoothened signaling pathway; multicellular organism development; cell fate specification. The transcript has a single exon.